Messenger RNA from Notechis scutatus (mainland tiger snake), 6687 nucleotides. It is a transcript of the gene STRN, whose product is annotated as striatin. Gene Ontology annotation, molecular function: protein phosphatase 2A binding; protein-containing complex binding; calmodulin binding. The record is from RefSeq and is a predicted model, not a curated record. Gene Ontology annotation, cellular component: dendrite. NCBI's taxonomy places the organism in Eukaryota, Metazoa, Chordata, Lepidosauria, Squamata, Elapidae.
GUUUGUUACUGCUUCCAGUGAGCGAGGCGGACGGGGGAGCGGCGCUGGCGGACCGCGGACGUCGGCAGCGACUGUAACGACCGCUCGGGCCAAGUGCGGAGGAAGAGCGGAAGAUCCCUCCCGCCCGCGACGACGGCUCCAGCCAUGGACGAGCAGGCUGGCCCCGGCGUCUUCUUCAACAACAACAACAACAACGCGCUGCUCUUGCCGCCACCUCCGGGCGGGGUCGGGCCGGGGUUGGAGUCGGGAGAAGCGGCGGCUGCGGCGGCUGCAGCGGCGGCCGCCGCUGGCAGCGCUUCGGCAGGGCCGGCUCCGGCCUCUGCAGCGCGGGCUCAAUACAGCGUCCCCGGCAUCCUGCAUUUCCUGCAGCACGAGUGGGGCCGCUUCGAGGCCGAGAGAGCCGAGUGGGAGGCGGAGCGAGCGGAACUGCAGGCGCAAAUUGCCUUCCUUCAAGGAGAAAGAAAAGGUCAAGAGAAUUUGAAGAAGGAUUUAGUGCGAAGAAUAAAAAUGUUAGAAUAUGCUCUUAAACAAGAACGAGCUAAAUAUCACAAAUUAAAAUAUGGUACAGAGCUGAACCAGGGAGAUAUGAAGCCACCAAAUUAUGAUUCUGAUGAAGGAAAUGAAACUGAAGUUCAGUCACAACCUAAUAGUCAAUUAAUAUGGAAACAAGGGCGACAGUUACUCAGACAAUACCUGCAAGAGGUGGGAUAUACUGACACAAUCCUGGAUGUGAAAUCAAAACGAGUACGGACAUUGCUGGGUCUCUCAGGUGAUGGUCCAGAGAGAGAAACUGAAAAAAACCAAGAAUCAAUGGUGAACGGCACUGAUGUUGAGAUUAAACAAAAAGUGAUGAUUGGAAAACCAGAUUUGACAGAUUCUGCCUCUCUGCUAGAAACGUUUAAAUUCCUUGAAAAUGCUGCUGCAGAAUUUAGCGAUGAAGAGGAAGAUGAUGAUAUUGAUGGAAGAGAACGAACAAUCAUGGAUACAUCAACGAUUGUGAGAAAAAGAGUCCUGCCUGACAAUAAUGAAGACAGAGAUACUGAAGAGGCCCUGAAGGAGUUUGAUUUCCUAGCCACAUCUGAUGAAGGGGACGGGGAAUCCAGAAGUUCAGGAAACGGUACAGACUGGGAAAAGGAAGACCAGUGUCUCAUGCCUGAAGCCUGGAAUGUGGACCAGGGAGUAAUAACCAAACUGAAGGAACAAUACAAAAAGGAGCGCAAGGGGAAAAAGGGGGUGAAGAGAAAAACUACCGAAGAUAUGUUUCAGCCUCAGUCCUUUAUAAAACAAUCAAAACAGGGAUGUGGGAAAAUGAUGGAGCAAAACACAGGACCCAACAGGUCAAAACUGCAAGAUAUGCUUGCUAAUUUGAGAGAUGUUGAUGAUCUCCCUGCAUUACAGCCUUCUGUUGUGCCACCCACGCGACCCAGUACUUCGCGGCUUUUCGAGCAAGAGAUCAAUCGAACAGAUGAAGUAGAAGCUUUAACAUUCCCUCCUUCUUCUGGGAAAUCUUUUAUUAUGGGAACAGAUGAGGCCCUUGAGAGUGAGCUUGGCCUUGGGGAAUUGGCAGGCCUUACAGUAGCCAAUGAAGCAGAUUCACUGACAUAUGAUAUAGCAAACAAUAAAGAUGCUCUGAGGAAGACAUGGAAUCCUAAGUUUACUUUAAGGAGCCAUUUUGAUGGAAUAAGGAGCCUGGCUUUCCAUCCAAUUGAACCAGUGUUAAUUACCGCUUCAGAAGAUCAUACUUUAAAAAUGUGGAAUUUGCAAAAAACUUCUCCAGCAAAAAAGAGCACCUCACUCGAUGUUGAACCUAUCUAUACUUUCAGGGCACAUAACAGUCCAGUGCUUUGUGUAGUGAUGAGUAACAAUGGUGAGCAGUGUUACAGUGGAGGCACUGAUGGCCUCAUCCAGAGUUGGAAUACUACAAAUCCAAAUAUUGAUCCUUAUGAUUCAUAUGAUCCUUCCAUUUUAAGAGGUGCACUUGUAGGCCACUCAGAUGCAGUCUGGGGUUUGGUUUAUAGUGGAACACACCAGCGCUUGCUCUCUUGUUCAGCAGAUGGCACCAUACGUUUAUGGAAGGCUUUGGAGAUCUGUCCUGCUUUAAAUAUAUUUAAUGAUAAUCAAGAAAUGGGAAUUCCAUCAUCUGUGGAUCUAGUGAGCAGUGACCCAAGCCUUAUGGUAGCGUCAUUUAACACUGGAUAUACAAGCAUUUUUAACAUGGAAACAAAACAACACAUUCUUACCUUGGAGUCCAAUAUAGAUACUACGGUUAACACUUCUUGCCAAAUAAACAAAGUGAUCAGCCAUCCAACUCUUCCAAUAAGCAUCACAGCCCAUGAGGACAGGCAUAUUAAAUUCUAUGACAAUAACACAGGGAAACUGAUCCACUCUAUGGUAGCCCACUUGGAUGCAGUCACAAGUUUAGCCGUCGAUCCAAAUGGCUUAUAUUUGAUGUCCGGCAGCCACGAUUGUUCUAUACGCUUAUGGAACCUUGAAAGCAAAACCUGCAUUCAGGAAUUUACGGCUCAUCGCAAAAAGCACGAUGAAUCCAUUCAUGAUGUGGCAUUCCAUCCCACCAAAUGUUAUAUUGCCAGUGCAGGAGCAGAUGCACUUGCCAAAGUCUUUGUAUGAUGCAACACUUCCCUAUCCUUCUAGCUGCCUUGUACAUAUCUAUAAAUAUAUAUGUCUAUAUCUAUAACAUAAGCUGUACAAAAGAUAAAGAGCUUGUAAUCUUUAAUUCGUGAAUGUUAGCAAUUGCUUCUGACUAUAAGAUCUCAGUCCUGGGAGCUUGGAAACUCCCUAUUUCAAGCGAUCUGUGGAGGAACCAUUUUAAUUUUGAAAGUGUCCUUUUUUGUCUAGGCUGGCAUUGGGCAAAAUGAGGUGCUGUCUCAAUUUAUGCAGCACACAGGCUAACAGCUUGCUUGGGUAUUAGUGGAUAAGAUUCUCCCAACCUGGUGUACUGCAAAGGUCUUGAGGCUUGCAAUUCUUAAGAACUUCCAGUCAGCACUUCUACAGGACAACAAGUUGGAGGGUAUAGCAAACAGAUCUUAAGUUAGAAUGUUCCCCCUGUUGGAAAUUCAUGCAAUUCAGAUCCUUGAGACAGUUAAUUCAUUGUGUCUUUUUCUAGCACUGAAUGGUUAAAUGAGUCACAGAAUCUCAGCCUGUAGAGUCUUAUAAUAGACAGGUUGGAUUUAAAGUAUUGACUAUUUAAAAAUAUGAAUGUGAUACAUUUUCUAAAAUUAUGUUAAAAUAAGAUAUGUAAAAGGCUUAUAAAUGUAAAUUCUAUUGAAACUGUUAGAAAUGAAUGUUAACAGGUGGCUGGAACCACAGUAUAUAACCUUCAAUGUAACUUCUUCUAAGAUGAUGGGACAUAUGUUUACAAUAAGGAUCUGGUUCAUUUCGGAUGCUAAUGACUGUUCAUUGUAGAGCUAAGGAAUAUUACAUAUCUUUCCAACUACUCAACAAAAGCAAUUUCUAAAUUUUCUCACUGGGAUGCUUAUUGGUUUGGAAAACAUGUGUAUGCUGUUCUCCUGCUUUCUAAACUGUACUGCAUCAGAACCUAAUAAACCAUACAAGAGCAGUACUGUUUGGGAUAUGUGAGGUGAUUGAUUUCUAUUUACCAUGGACAAAACCUAUAUGAAACAACAAUGCUUUCCUGACCUCUAUCAGUGAUUCCAUAAUGUUUGCCAAAACUGGGAGAGUAUAUGCCAGUUCAAGCUGCAAGUGUCCAAAGGUAGAUGGUGUUCUUCUAUAUGCAUUAUUCUCUCCCCUUGCCUACUGCCCACAAUUGUCAUGGCUUUAUAUAGCAGGCCUUGAAGUGUUGGGAAUAUAGGACUAGAUUUGCUUUUUGAAAGUACUUGAAACUUAAAAAGAUUGGCCAUCUUUGGCUAUUAUGUUGUGGUACUUUUAAUGGAUAUUUUUUGUAGGUUUGUUACAAAAAACCCAAACCUGUUAUAGUUGUUUCCUCUCCUACAAAAACUGAUUAAAUAGGAUUAGCCGUUACACAUUCAUUAUUUUUGUGAUUUUGUGUCAAAGCAGAAAAUCCAACUGCACAAAACACAUUAAUCUAUGUGUGACUAUUGUGUAUUUCCCUUUACUAGCUUGAUAUCCUUAUUUUUUAAAAGGAUAUUACAGAUGUUAAACUGUGUAUAUUUUGUGUAUGUGUGUAUAUAUAUAUAUAUAUAUAUAUAUAUAUAUAUAUUUAUAUAUAUGUAUAAAUAUAUGACAGAGAUUGUAAGCAGUAUAUAUUAUAAGUAAGGGAAGAUUCUGUGGAUAAUUUCAAUGUUUUAGUAUGAAAGUUCUUGAGACUUAAUACAAAGGAUAAAACAUAAAUAGUAUUGUGCUUUUUGCUUAAAGCAACAUAAUACAAAAUUGCUGAUGUUUAAAUUGCUGUACAUAUCACUAAUAGGUCAGUAUGUUUGAUUAAAUUAUGAAUGUAACAAAUGUUCCUGUUCAUUGACAGAAGGAUGUGACAUCCUGCUCAGUGAAUUUUUGAUCCAAGAGAAGUGACUUUUAAAACAAGCAAAUAGCCAGAGUUUUGAGGUGCCAUUAAGCAAACAAAAUGUAGCCUUAUGAGGUUGCAGGCUCUGUUGCAGAUUCUUUGUUUGUCUUUCAGAUUGCAUAUUACAGUCUGGAUUGUACUAAAUACAGAUAUAUUCUGUUGCAGUUGAAAAUACCCUUUUUAAUUGAUAAGCUGUUUCAUAUAUCUUGCAAUCUUGGAUUGCACUUCUGUUAUGUACUCAUACUCAUUUUUAGAUCAGUUUGAUCAAUGUGUAUCUUUUCUUUAUGCUAUUCAAGUUAAGUUCAUCACAUCAACUGCCUUCAUUUAACAUACUGUAAUUGAAAUCAUGUCUAAUUAUUUAAAUGUUUUGCCCAUGCAGCUAAUCAGGGAGAAAAUGCUGAGCAUAUGCUUGUUUUCUGAUACUGUAGCUAUUGAUUCGUGAAGAACAGGAAGAAAUGUGUGAACUAGUGCUGCCCUUAGACCCUCCAUAAUUUAUUUCAAGAGCACAUUCUUUCCCCCUUUUUCCUUUUAUCCUUUUUUCAAACCAGGCAGAGAAAAUUUAAACCUCCAUUUGUUGUUUGAAACCAAAACAAAAAACCCUUAACUGCAUGCUAAACGAAACCCUGUACUGUAAAUCAACAAACUGAAAACACACAAUGGUAACCAUGUGUCAUAGUAAUAUAUGUGAUUUACAGGUACCCGUAUAUAUUUGUCUUGUUGGUCUUCUUAUUAAACCAAUUGUUUAAAGUCCUUGAAAAGUACAAAAGCGCAGCUUGGUUGUAGUUGGAUGGAUAUAUUUUAUUUCUUCUAGUGUAUUACUUGGCAUUUCACUAACUGCCCUCCUGGACAAUAGACAGACUUGGAUUUUGCAUGUGCAGAGCAAUUUUUGUGCAUACAUAAAGUUAUAUUUUAGUACAUGACUUUUUGUUAAGCAUUAACAGAAUGGCAAUAGCUUAUGUUCUUUUUGCCAUAUUUUAUUUCAGAGAAUCUAAAGAAAUAUCUUAAUGUUAUGAUUAAUUUGAAUUCUUUGAGUAUUUGGAUUUAAGUCUCUUACUUCGAGAUAACUGGUAGUAGUCUUGCUAGUACUAGAAGUGAUUUUCAUUCUUCACUGGAAACGGUGGUUUGUUUCUUGUGUUUUAUACUACAGCUAAACUGAAAUGAAAUCCCUCCCAAAAACUAUACAUUAAAUUCCUGAAAAAGAGUAGAAAUCUUUCUGCAUUUAGCAUGGUAGCAGUAACCAUCAUAGACUGCUUCAACAAAUAUGUACAAGGAUCUACAUAGUUCAUGUGAUCACUGUAUUUAUCAUGGAUACAAACCUUAAUAUUGGCUUGGACCAACAGAAAGAAGUAAUGAAGUAUGGGUGAUACUAAUCAUGAACCUCUCAAACUAUUUUUUGAUUUGACAUAAUGUUGUGAGAGUUUUUUUUCUUUAUAAAAAUGGCUUUCAUAAUUCCCUCUAUUUUCUUAUAUAUGCUUACUUAGAAGUAUGAUCAACAGGACUUACUCCCAGGGAAACAUACAUAGAAUUUGCAAUAUUUUUAUUAUACUGGAAAUAGUUUUCAUAAUGCUUUGUAAUACCAGUUUGCCUAAAUUUUGGUUAAAAUCAUUUAGGUUUCAGUUUCAUCAUAUUAGGAGAUUUUGCAUCAACAGAAAACGGUGAUGAUGCUAGAUUUUAGGGAUAUUUAUAACAAAGAAUUCUUCACUGAAUAUUACUCAGUAUCUGUUAGUUUUAGUCCAGGAGUUAUUCAUAAUUGUUAUAAGUAUGCACUUUAAAGUUUUCAAUAUAGUUUGUCAUUUGGUUAACAUCAGAUAAAGAUGCAAAAAGUGGAACAUGCCAAUUGAGAAUUAGUAUAGCAAUUUAAAAAAUAAACUUUUAAAAAGCAAAUGGCACAAACUUUGUGAAGCAUCUUGAGUAAAUCUGUCUACCAAGAAAAUUUUCUUGUAAUCUUCUGUUAUUGCAAUUAAAUAUGAGGUAAAAGUGAUGUGGUAAUGAAGGUAGUAACUCUGGGUAGUUGCUAAUAAAGUAUGAAUGUUUUGUACAGUACUUGCAUUCUCUGUUGAAUAAAAUCUAAUGGACCUUUCUGUAGUAACACUAUACAGAGCAGCUUUACUCAACAUUGCAGCAACAAAUAAAUGUCCUUUGUAAUAUAUAUUUAUGUACAUUGGGUGCUAAUAAAUACUAUUUUUCAA